UCCACCAGUCACAUGGAGGUUAGCAGUGACCCGUUGCUCCCUCGGUUUUGUGGCAGUCAAUCUCUGGUGCGCCUUGGAGACAGAAGAGAGGCGAAACCGCGGAGAACUCCAUGGGCGCGUCGCUUUUUCUCUUUUUAGACUUAUUGCAUUUUAUUGUAUCUAUUCCUACGGGAAAUCUCUUCGGAAUCCACUGAAGACGCUGGUAAACGACACUCUGUUUAAUGGUUUAUUUUUAGUCACCCAGCGCAGCGAUGAGUGUCUGGAAGCCGGCCGUGAGACCGAUUGGUGCCGUGCGGUGAAGGGAAGCUCCGGCUUGGUGAUCAGCAAGAAUGAAGUCGAGAAGAGAUAAACUGAAGAUCCCCUCCCUGACGCUGGAUUUGUCGCCCACAUGCCAGAGCCCCACUCUCCUGAGCCCAUGCAGCCCCUGCAGCCCCUGCAGCCCCUUACAAACCCUUCAUCCCUGGAGCUGUCGCAGCAGCAACAGGAAGAGUCUCGGUGUCGGGACCCCGUCACCCACACUGUCCCGCCCGCUAUCCCCGCUCUCACUCCACACUGCUGCGAACAGCCCUCUAGACAGCCCUCGAACUGUGUCGACCAGUGCCUGCCUCAACUUCCCAUUUGCCCGAAGUCACUUGGCUCGCGCUGACAGAGCGGAGGGCCGGAGAUGGUCCCUGGCAUCCCUCCCCUCCUCUGGCUAUGGAACCAACCCGCCGAGCUCCACGGUCUCGUCCUCCUCGUCCUCCCAGGAGCGCCUUCACCAACUUCCCUACCAGCCGACUCAAGAUGAGCUGCACUUCCUAUUCAAACACUUCCGCAGCACAGACAGCAUGACCGACGAGGAUGGGCGGCCCUCAACCCUCAUACGACCUCGAUCUCGGAGUCUUAGCCCCGGGCGAUCAAGUGUCUCCUUUGAUAAUGAGAUUGUCAUGAUGAACCAUGUUUACAGAGAACGCUUUCCAAAGGCCACAGCCCAGAUGGAGGAGCGCUUGUUUGAGAUUAUCACCCACUGCUCCCCAGACAGCUCCCUCCCGCUGGCUGACGGGGUGCUGGGCUUCAUCCAGCACCAGUUGGUCGAGCUGGUUAGAGACUGUCUGGACAAGUCCCAGACAGGCCUGGUUACUUCCCGCUACUUUGCUGAGCUGCAGGAGAAGCUGGAAAAGCUGCUUCACGAGGCCUACGAGCGCUCUGAAAGCGAGGAGGUAACCGUCAUCAUCCAACUGGUGAGGAAGAUCCUCAUCAUCAUCUCACGGCCAGCCCGCCUCCUGGAGUGUCUGGAGUUUGACCCAGAAGAGUUUUAUCACUUACUUGAGGCAGCAGAGGGUCAUGCCAAAGUCGGCCAGGGAAUCAAGACGGACAUCCCGCGCUACAUCAUCAGCCAGCUGGGUCUGACGCGGGACCCGCUAGAAGAAAUGGUACAGCUUGAACAGUAUGAUGCCAGUCCUUCAGUGUCAGUAGAACCAGGUGCUAAUGUGGAGAAUAAGGCCCCACAGACGCUGACACCGACUCGAAGGAAACCUUUUGAGAGUGAUUUUGAAACAAUCAAACUCAUCAGUAAUGGAGCUUACGGUGCUGUGUAUCUGGUCCGUCACAAGGAGACCCGUCAACGGUUUGCCAUGAAAAAGAUAAAUCGUCAGAAUCUGGUCCUGAGGAACCAGAUCCAGCAGGCUUUUGUGGAGCGAGACAUCCUGACAUUUGCAGAGAACCCAUUUGUUGUCUCUAUGUUCUGCUCUUUUGAGACACGACGUCACCUCUGCAUGGUCAUGGAGUAUGUGGAAGGUGGAGAUUGUGCCAACUUGCUCAAGAACAUGGGCCCACUGCCUGUAGAAAUGACGAGGUUGUACUUUGCUGAAACGGUCCUGGCCUUGGAGUACCUCCACAACUAUGGUAUUGUGCAUCGGGAUCUCAAACCUGACAAUUUGUUGAUUACAUCCAUGGGCCACAUCAAGCUGACGGACUUUGGCCUGUCUAAAAUUGGCCUGAUGAACAUGACCACCAAUCUGUACGAGGGUCACAUGGAGAAAGACACAAGAGAGUUUAUAGACAAACAGGUGUGUGGCACUCCGGAGUACAUUGCCCCCGAGGUGAUCCUCAGGCAAGGCUAUGGGAAGCCAGUGGACUGGUGGGCGAUGGGGGUCAUCCUCUAUGAAUUCCUGGUCGGCUGCGUUCCAUUUUUUGGAGAUACCCCUGAAGAGCUUUUUGGACAAGUUGUCAGUGAUGAAAUAAUUUGGCCAGAAGGAGACGAUAUGUUACCAUUUGAUGCCCAGGAUCUGAUCACCCGCUUGCUCAGACAGACUCCUUUAGAGCGACUUGGAACUGGCGGAGCCCCAGAAGUCAAACAGCACACAUUCUUCCUGGGUUUGGACUGGAAUGGACUCCUGAGGCAGAAAGCUGAAUUCAUCCCUCAGCUGGAGGCGGAGGACGACACCAGCUACUUUGACACUCGUUCAGAGCGUUACCAUCAUUUGGCGUCUGACGAAGAUGAGGAAACCAAUGAUGAAGAGUCUUCCUUGGAAAUCAGACAGUUUUCUUCCUGGUCCCAUCGCUUCAGCAAGGUUUACAGCAGCACAGAACAUCUGGCAACACCGUCCAACUUGAGCUUCUCCUCUGACCGCAGCCACAGUGAGGAGAAGGAGGACCGUGGGGACAUUGGACGGGUGAGUGCCUACCUGAGCCCAGAAAAUGGCAGCGUGGAGCGCAGACAUGCAGGACACAUGGCCAGCCUUCGCCCUCGGGCUUCCUCCAGCUCCUCCCAGUCUGAGAGGAGCACCAGUCCUCUGGUGAUAAGCAGCACCCACAGCCUGGAGACAAUGCCCCGCUUUGCCCUCUCCACUGAUGAUGAAGCUGAGGUGGUUGUGUCAAACCUUCGGAGGAUCAGGAUUCGCAGCAACAGCACUGGGGCCAAACACUCGUCCCCCAAGGACCCAACCGGCCCUCGACGCUUCGGUAACCAGCUGGAGACACCGGACAGACAGAGGCUUCCUUGUGGUGGGAAGGUUCCCAAAUCAGCCUCCAUCUCAGCCUUGUCUCUCAUCAUCACUACAGAUGACUUGCCUGGUGGCCUUCAGCCUAGUCCCAUCUCCCCACGCUCUCUGUCCUCCAACCCGUCGUCUCGUGACUCCUCCCCCAGCCGGGACCUGUCACUCAGCCCUUGCAGCCUGAGGCCUCCCAUUGUCAUCCACACAUCAGGGAAGAAGUACGGCUUCACACUCCAGGCCAUCCGGGUCUACAUGGGCGACAGCGAUGUCUACACGGUGCAUCACAUGGUGUCGAGUGUGGAGGAGGGCAGCCCAGCUCACCAGGCAGGUCUCCGCACUGGAGACCUCAUCACCCAUGUGAACGGAGAGUCUGUCCAUGGCCUGGUCCACCCUGAGAUGAUAGAACUGCUCCUGAAGAGUGGCAGCAAGGUGGCACUUCAGACCAUAGCACUUGAGAACACGUCAAUCAAAGUGGGUCCAGCUCGAAGGACCAAACACAAAGGCAAGAUGGCUCGUCGCAGCAAGAAGAGCAAGAGGAGAGAUAAUUACGACAGGCGACGAAGCAUCUUGAAGAAGCUGUCCAAGCAGAGCACAGUGAUGCACAGCAGUCGCAGCUUCAACUCAGGCCUCCACCACUCGGUUUCCUCCAGCGAGAGUCUUCCAGGCUCCCCGACACACAGCCUUUCCCCUGGCCCUUCCACACCCUGUCGAAGCCCCGCACCCGACCAUCAGGCUUUUGACAAUAACUCUCCUCAGAGCACGUCUCCUUGUUCCAGCUCUCCCAGUUCCCCCGCUGCACACAUCCGGCCCAGCUCUCUCCACGGCUUAGGCUCCAAACUCAGCACGCAGCGCUACACCAAGGUGGGUCGCCGCAAGUCAACCAGCAACAUCCCCCCCUCGCCCCUGGCCUGCAACUCAUCCUCCACCCAGCCUCUUUCUCCGCAGCGCUCUCCCUCUCCACUGUCGAGCUUUGCCAAAACCCUCCACGGCUACCACGGCAAAACCCUGUCCCCACCUACCAUCGUGAGACACAUUGUCCGACCCCGCAGUGCCGAGCCACCUCGGUCUCCUCUUCUUAAGAGGGUACAGUCAGCUGAGAAGCUGUCUGGUGUGUAUCAUGCGGAUAAGAAGUUGUACACCUCUCGCAGGCACACGCUGGAAGUGCCGUUUUACUGUGAGGGGGACCUGCUGGGUGACUCUGAGGCAGAGGGCUUCUGUGGAGGCUCCUACAUCGGAGCCGAUCUCAGCAGGCUGGGGGGAUACAUCGGCAGUCAGAGGUUGAGGGACUCUGGGCUUGAACGAUCUGAGCAGCUGGUCGUGAUGCGAAAGCUCAACCUAUCAGAGCGGCGAGACUCCUUUAAGAAACAGGAGGCCGUGCAGGAGGUGAGCUUUGACGAGCCGGAGGAGAAAACCAGCACCACGGUUACAGUGACCCCCACAGCUCCAGGAGCCCAAACACAAUAUCAGCAGCAGCACAGGACAAACUGGAUGGUCACUCAACCCCAGACCAGCGUGGAGGUGGAGCUGGAAGUGCCGCUGGUGAGGAGGGUCACACUGGUGCCCCAGAUUGCUGUGCAGGGCUCAACAGAGAGCGAGCAGGAUGAGUGGGAGCCGUGUUCAGAUGGAGAGGAAACCAACGAAGCACCAGGGCUGGAGGUGGGCAUCACUUCAUCUCAACCACAACAGGCAGGACUUCCUGUUGACCACAGCUGCAAGCUGGCAGCAGGAACCACCUCCACUGGUCCUCAGGUUGGCCCCUCAACAGAGGAGACUGAGUACAGAGAGGAAACUCAACAAAAAGGGCAUCUGAGAAAGUGACAACUCGCCAAUGCACUCAUUUCAACUGCUCAUAUCUUUUCUUUCAAGUCUUUCAGAAGUUGUAAACUCAUUUGCAAACUCUGGCUGAUAAAAGUAGGAGAAGAUUUUACUUGAAUUUUUUAUUUGUAAAUAUUUGCCUCAAGGCAUUGCAGACAUUCUGGUCUUAUUUAUUACUUUUGGUCAACUAUAAUGAGUUAGUAUUGGGGCAAGAGGGAAGUUCUCAUUGGUGAAUAGCCAAGGCUUAGCAUUUUUCUAUCCCUAAAAUGUGGUUUUAUGUCUUUUUGACUGGACAGUUUUUGUAUAAAUGUCUAUUUUUUGAAUAAAUUGUCACGGUACAUAUUAUUUUGAUAAUGCUGGGCGUAACUGUUGUAGGACCAAAAGGUACAACAAUUUUUUUUUAUUUUUUUUUUUUUUUUUUUUUAUAAAACUGUCAGUUUGGAUCUGAACAGUGCAGUGUCCAAUGGUGUAAUACUGCUAUUAUAUUGAUCUCCAUGAAUUUAAGAAUUACCUUUUGGUUCACACUGUAAGGAACAUGGUUGAGCCUCGUCUUUUUUUGAUCAAUUGUCAGUAUAAUACGCUUUUUUAUUUUAUUUUUUUGGUCAAUGCUACCAAGCACUAAUUGGCAUGCAGGAAAAAAACUGCUACGACACAACUAUUGUUCAUGAAAGACUCAUUGGUGGGGAAAGAAUCGGCACUGAAUUAUGGUUGUCGGACGGACGUAAAAUGGAUUUGCUAUCUGUGUUACUUCGUCAAAUUUGUAAAAAUAAAUGAAGUUCUUACAUUCACUGGUUGAACAUGUUCCCUGCAGUGUGGAAUCGGUCAGUGCAGAGUAAUAUUUUACACUGAAAGUACAAUCUGUUAUGGAGACGAGAUAAAGCUGACUCAAAAAGGGCAUUUUGUGCCAUGAAUCUGAUAUCAGUGCAAUGUCCUCAACGCCAUAUCCUUGAAGGCAGAACUGUCAGUUGAAAUGUGUAAUCUCAACUCAAGCAGACGUUUCUUAAGUGUGCGUUUUUUACCCCCACUGGUAUCGCAAUGUUAACAUCUUUUGAGAAUUUUGGUUGGGGAUGAAGUCCUGGAUGUUACCGAUUAUGUCACUCUGCUUUAUUCAAUAUGAACUUAGUGUGAUUUCAUAUCAUAGGAGUAUCUCAAAUGUAGUGUUUUCUUUUCUGCCCACUUUUUGACAUCUGACGACACACAUUCAGCAUGACUCUACAUGUCUCUGUUAGCUUGUUCUACUCAACGCAUGCAAUUUGCAGGUCAAACAUUGAGCACACAAAUCAAAGUCUGUCUUCUUCAGAGCCGGGAGGGAAAUAUAUU
This is a messenger RNA of Cyclopterus lumpus (lumpfish), 6110 nucleotides long. It is a transcript of the gene mast3b, whose product is annotated as microtubule associated serine/threonine kinase 3b. Gene Ontology annotation, biological process: intracellular signal transduction; peptidyl-serine phosphorylation. Gene Ontology annotation, molecular function: magnesium ion binding; ATP binding; protein serine/threonine kinase activity. The transcript has 28 exons. Bases 330 to 4793 code for a protein of 1487 amino acids. The record is from RefSeq and is a predicted model, not a curated record. Lineage: Eukaryota; Metazoa; Chordata; Actinopteri; Perciformes; Cyclopteridae.